This is a messenger RNA of Elgaria multicarinata webbii, 1019 nucleotides long. It is a transcript of the gene SOX14, whose product is annotated as SRY-box transcription factor 14. The record is from RefSeq and is a predicted model, not a curated record. Gene Ontology annotation, biological process: anatomical structure morphogenesis; cell differentiation; regulation of DNA-templated transcription. Bases 105 to 827 code for a protein of 240 amino acids. Lineage: Eukaryota; Metazoa; Chordata; Lepidosauria; Squamata; Anguidae. Gene Ontology annotation, molecular function: DNA-binding transcription factor activity, RNA polymerase II-specific; RNA polymerase II cis-regulatory region sequence-specific DNA binding. The transcript has a single exon.
CGGAGCCAGGUGAGCAGGGCUGCUGCUGCUGCUGGCGGCGGCUGGGCUGCUCGACGAGGCGUCCGUCCGUCCGUCUGGCGCACACGCCACCCCCCACGCCCACCAUGUCCAAGCCCUCCGACCACAUCAAGCGCCCCAUGAACGCCUUCAUGGUGUGGUCCCGGGGCCAGCGCCGGAAGAUGGCCCAGGAGAACCCUAAAAUGCACAACUCGGAGAUUAGCAAGCGCCUCGGGGCCGAGUGGAAGCUGCUGUCGGAAGCCGAGAAGCGCCCGUACAUCGACGAGGCCAAGCGGCUGCGCGCCCAGCACAUGAAGGAGCACCCCGACUACAAAUACCGGCCCCGCCGCAAGCCCAAGAACCUGCUCAAGAAGGACAGGUAUGUCUUCCCUUUGCCUUACCUCGGAGACACUGACCCCCUAAAGGCGGCUGGGCUCCCCGUGGCAGCCACGGACUCUCUGCUCAGCUCCCCGGAGAAGGCGCGGGCUUUCCUGCCCCCCACCUCCGCGCCCUACUCGUUACUUGACCCCAGCCAGUUCAGCUCCAGCGCCAUCCAGAAGAUGACGGAGGUGCCCCACACUUUAGCCACCAGCACCCUGCCCUACGCCUCCACCUUGGGAUACCAGAACGGGGCCUUUGGCACCUUGAGUUGCCCCAGCCAGCACACCCACACUCACCCGUCGCCAACCAACCCGGGCUACGUGGUGCCCUGUAACUGUACGGCGUGGUCUGCCUCCAGUUUGCAGCCUCCCGUCGCCUACAUAUUAUUCCCAGGCAUGACCAAGACUGGAAUAGACCCCUAUUCGUCAGCGCACGCCGCGGCCAUGUAACACCAGGCAGAUCCCCACUGACAGUCCCGUCACCCCACAUGAGCAUUACAGGCGGCAGGAUGGAACGCGCACAUUGAUUGCCAGAGCUCUGGCUGGGCCGAUGGAAUUGGAAUCCCUCCAUGGUGCAUGUAACAGACGAGACUCCAGAAACAAAGAUGUGUAAAGGCCUAAGCGAAAGCACGGGGAAGAUGC